Conger conger (European conger) is the source of this 867-nucleotide messenger RNA. RefSeq names its product CMP-N-acetylneuraminate-beta-galactosamide-alpha-2,3-sialyltransferase 1-like. The record is from RefSeq and is a predicted model, not a curated record. NCBI's taxonomy places the organism in Eukaryota, Metazoa, Chordata, Actinopteri, Anguilliformes, Congridae. Bases 1 to 867 code for a protein of 288 amino acids. Gene Ontology annotation, molecular function: beta-galactoside (CMP) alpha-2,3-sialyltransferase activity. The transcript has 7 exons.
AUGCAGAAAACCCCCGAAGUGGCACUGUGUGCCUGCCGCCAGUGCAUCUCUGUUGAGGAUGAAGACCCCUGGUUCAGGAAGCGCUUUAACACGUCCAUAUCGCCGCUCUUGUCACAGAAGAACGCCAUGCUGUCUGACGACACCUUUCAAUGGUGGCAGAGGCUACAGACUAAGAAAAAUGCCAACUACAGUGCUGUGGUGCAGAAACUAUUCAAGGUUGUCCCUGGGGAGGGACAUUACAACGACUCAGGGCCCAAUCGCUGCAGGACUUGCGCUGUAGUCGGGAAUUCUGGGAACCUCAAGGGAUCUGAUUACGGAGCCCUCAUUGACUCCAAUGACUUCGUCAUAAGAAUGAACAAAGCUCCCAUUUUGGGCUAUGAAAAGGACGUAGGGAACAGAACCACCCAUCGUGUCAUGUACCCAGAAAGUGCCACAAACCUGCAAAAGGACACAAGUCUGCUGCUGAUACCAUUCAAGACUUUGGAUCUGGAGUGGAUUACUAGUGCUCUGACCACAGGCACUGUGAAACGCACCCGGAUGCCGGUGAUGGCCAAGAUUAAUGCAGACAAGAAUAAGGUGUUAAUAUACAACCCCACGUUCUUAAAGUACGUCUAUGAUGUGUGGCUUGAACGCCAUGGGCAAUAUCCCUCCACCGGCUUCUUAACCUUGAUGUUCGCCAUCCACGUAUGUGAUGAGGUGAAUGUUUUUGGAUUUAGAGCAUCCAAGGACAGAACCUGGCAGCAUUACUGGGAGACAAGGAAAUUUCUCCAGUCAAUGCCAACCGGAGGGCAUGCUGGAGACUAUGAGUCCAUCACCAUGAAGCUGCUGGCCUGUAAAAAUAAAAUGAAGUUGUUUGAAGGGAGAUGA